Molecule: messenger RNA, 987 nt
Organism: Phycomyces blakesleeanus NRRL 1555(-)
Lineage: Eukaryota; Fungi; Mucoromycota; Mucoromycetes; Mucorales; Phycomycetaceae
Exons: 4
Coding region: 1-987 (328 amino acids)
Cellular component (GO): mitochondrion
Molecular function (GO): oxidoreductase activity; zinc ion binding
Source: RefSeq, a predicted model, not a curated record
AUGAAGGCAUUCGUCGUUAACAAAUGGCUCAAGGGCCCUGAAGAUCUCGUGCUGCAAAAUAACGUGCCUGUGCCUGAACCAAAGGAGGGUGAGCUGCAGGUGGAAGUAAAGGCAGUUGGUCUUAACUUCUUUGAUACAUUAAUGAUUCAAGGCCGUUAUCAGAUCAAACCCCCGUUCCCCUUUAUUCCUGGAGCCGAGUUUUCUGGAGUUGUAACAAAGUCGCGCGCACAUGGGUUCAAGGCCGGUGAUCGGGUGUUUGGAAGUGGAUAUUCUUUUGCUGAAGUGAUUUCUGUUCCAGCCAAGAGUGUGUUGGCAAUGCCCGAUCACAUGUCGUUUGAAGAGGCGGCUGGUAUCUACAUAACAUACCCAACUAGCUAUAGUGCUUUGGUGCUGCGUGGUCAAUUGAAGGCAGGAGAAACAUGUCUUGUACAUGCAGCUGCUGGAGGUGUCGGUAUCGCAGCUGUUCAGAUCGCAAAGGCUUUGGGGGCUACUGUCAUUGCCACUGCAGGAUCCCCUGAGAAGCUGGAGGUAGCCAAGUCUUACGGCGCAGACGUUGCAAUCAACUACCGCGAUAAAGACUGGGCAGAGCAGGUUAAGAAGGCUACAGGUGGACGUGGUGCCGAUGUUGUAUUUGAUCCAGUUGGACUUGUAGAAGAAAGUACCAAAUGCACUGCAUUCAGUGGCCGUAUAUUGAUCAUUGGAUUCGCCAAGGGUACAAUUGAGAAAAUUGCCAUGAACCGCCUUUUGUUGAAGAAUAUCUCAGCAGUUGGACUUCAUUGGGGAGCGUACGUAAAGCAUGAGCCAGAGAAGAUUCCUCUAGUAUGGGCCGCUUUAUUCGAUCUCUUCAAGACCGGAAAAAUUAAGUCUGCACUUUAUGAUAAGAAAUACAGCCUGGGAACAAUUCCUGAGGGAAUGCAUGCUAUUAAUGAGCGUGCUACACACGCUAAAGUAAUUGCCGUAGUAACUCAAAAUGAGAGCAAAUUGUAA